UUUGACUAUUGCUUCAGGAGAAUUCGGUGUCGGGACAAUUCAGAUUCGAGUCUGGCGACUCCGAUUGCCGGUUGCCUUUGAAGAACCCUCUAGGGUUUACUCUCAGGGUCCUUUCCUUUACACAAUUUUCAUUUGUUUUCUGGGAAAUUGACACAAAAUUCCUUCCAAGUAUUCCUCGAUUCAAUCAAGCCCCGGAGUUCGUGCUCUUCCUUGUUCUUGAUUUCUUGCCUGGCUGUAUUUCAAAAUGGGUAAGAAUCAAGCGUACAAAGCGAUGCAGAAAGCCAGGCUGGGAUCCACAAGCGCGGCUGGGCCGGUAGAGGUUGAAGAUGGAAUGGUGGAUGGUUCAUUUCAUUCACCAGAGUGGCAUGCUGCUCGUUUGGCCAGCCUUAAUACUUCUCACACGAUUACGUGGGAGGAAUAUAAAAAGAAGCAAAAGGAAGACGAGUUGAAAAAGGGAGAGAUGGAAGCAGAUACGGAUAGAAUGAUGAAAGAAUAUAGAGCGCAGUUGGAUGCUGAGCGGGCACGCAAACUUGCUCAUGGGAGAAAUCGCUCCGGUAGCAAGUCUGGUCAUGAAAAAGAUAGGAAGAACAGAGACUUAAAGAAACGGAGCAAAAAAAAGAGAAAGCAUUCGAAGAGGAAAUCGUCUGAGUCGAGCUCUUCUAGUUCAUCCUCGGAUUCAUCCAGCAGCGACGAGGAGGAAAGGGAAUCUAGAAGAUCGAAGUCGAGAUCGAAAAGAUCGAAGAGGGAAAAGAAGCAUAGGUCGAGAAGCAAGCAGUCUUCAAGUGAUGAUGAAGAGGCGGAUGGUCCAGUGCCACUUUCAAGAUUCUUUGAGAAAGUGAAGAAUUAAGGGGUAUUUUGUUUGUUCUGUAACGUUUAUAAAAUUUCCAGUCUUGAAAUAGCAUAUUUGAUCCUCCUCCUCUUCCUUUUUUCUCCUGAAUUUGCAUUUACGCAUUGUUGUUUCUAUUAUUGGCUUUCUAAAGUUGGAGUGAUCCAUGUCGUAGAAGAUUUCGACCCGUGU
Molecule: messenger RNA, 1018 nt
Organism: Cucurbita moschata (crookneck pumpkin)
Lineage: Eukaryota; Viridiplantae; Streptophyta; Magnoliopsida; Cucurbitales; Cucurbitaceae
Product: protein FAM133-like
Exons: 7
Coding region: 245-847 (200 amino acids)
Source: RefSeq, a predicted model, not a curated record